Messenger RNA from Aspergillus melleus, 1401 nucleotides. Its product is annotated as FAD-binding oxidoreductase. NCBI's taxonomy places the organism in Eukaryota, Fungi, Ascomycota, Eurotiomycetes, Eurotiales, Aspergillaceae. The record is from RefSeq and is a predicted model, not a curated record. Bases 1 to 1401 code for a protein of 466 amino acids. The transcript has 3 exons. Gene Ontology annotation, molecular function: FAD binding; oxidoreductase activity.
AUGCGUGGGCUCACUUUGCUUCUGGCCUUCUUCGGCAGCCACAAGGUCUCGGCCUUGUCUACUCAGACUGUCACCAAGGAGCUUGGACCCGAUCUGUCCAAAGCGGCCUCCAUUACUGGUGGUGGCUCUCCCAAGUACACCCGUUGGAGCGAGUAUGCUCCCCCCAGUCCCGGAGUCAUCGUGAAUGUAGCGAGCGAGGACGAUGUGGCUGCAACAGUAAAAUACUGCACCUCGAAUGAUAUCCCCUUCUUGGCCCAGAACGGAGGCCACGGGUGGGCGAAAUGGGACUUCGGAGACGAGGGAAUCCUGAUCAACAUCAAGGACCUGAACUCGGUCGAGUUCAAUGACAACAAGACGCAAGUCACAAUUGGAGGUGGCGUGGCAAUUGAGGAAGUCGUCGCUGUUGCGGCCGAGCAAGGCGUGCUCGUCCCGACCGGCAACUGUCCCUGUGUCGGCACUAUGGGCGCCAUUCUCGGCGGAGGAUAUGGCAACCUGCUCGGUCUUUAUGGCUUCGGAGUUGACAAUGUCCUCUCGCUCAAUGUGGUUUUGGCAGACGGAACUCAGCAGACUGUCACCUCUAAGGAUGAGGAUCUAUUCUGGGCGCUCCGUGGCGCUGGAGCCAACUUUGGUAUCGUCACCUCCGCGACCCUGAAGUCGUACCCCAACCAAGAACAGACCGCAUGGUUUGGUCAACUCAUCUACACCGAGGAUAAGCUGGAGAAGAUCAUCAACGCUCUCAACGAUGUCACCUUGGAGCCGAAGAUGAACGUUUUCCUCUAUUACAUGGCCUCCAGCGGUACCCCGUCCGUCGUCAUCACCCCAUUCUACUACGGCACCGAGAAGGAGGGACGUGCUGCCUUCAAGGCCUUCCUCGACAUUGGCCCUACCAACGACACCACCAGUGAGCUGCAAUAUGCCCACUGGACGGACGCCUCGCAGGACUUCUGCACCAAGGGUGGAUACAAGCCCUCGUUCACCGCCGGUCUUGCCCAAAUGGAUGCCACCACGUGGAGGGAAAUCUGGGAUGAGUGGAUCACAUGGUUGGAGAAUGACGGCACCAGCAACAGUCUUGUCAUGAUGGAGGCGUACUCUUUGGAGAAGGCCCGCACCGUGUCUCAGUCCUCAACUUCAUUCGCCUGGAGAAACGAUGUCAACUUCAACGCUAUUGUCAUUCCGUGGUACUCGGACGCCAGUUUGGAGACGAAGGCGCUGGCUUUCGGUACCAAGCUACGUGACCUGUGGCGGAAGACGGAUGGACUCGACUCUCCUGCUGCGUACAUCAACUUCGCUCAUGGAGACGAGAGCUCGGCAGAGAUCUAUGGUGAGAAUGUCGACCGACUGAAGAGCAUCAAGGCCAAUGUGGACCCGAAGAAUGUCUUCAGCCACUGGUUCGACCUGUAA